CCUUUUCCUAAUCCUUUCUCGUAUUCCACCAAAAUGUUAUAUCUGCUUGGCAAUAAAAAAGGGAUUCUUUCAAUUAUAUCUUUUUGAGACUUGUAAUCACAUUAGUCUUGUAAUUCGUGAUAGGUAACCCUUUUUAUCUGAGUGUUUUGGUAUUCGAGUCGCAAAAGUUCAGGCUGAAAAAUUCCUAGACUUAAAGUUGACGACUUUCCUUAAAGUCUUUCAAAGAUUUAGAUUGCUCUUUUUUAAAUUCAAUUUGUCUAUACCCUCACUGAUCUCUUGAUUGGAAAGAUCUCUCCGACCUUUACUUAUAGUGAACGAAAAGGUUUUCGUACUUAAACAUGAACAAUCCUGAUAAUCCUUAUUCUUUCUUAUCAAGCCAAAAUGCUGCCUCUGAUGAGAUGACACCAGAGGAAAAGUCAAUGAUGCUACAAUCUAAAAUCGUUACAUUUAUGCAAGAAAGCUGUGUAUUCAAAAGUAUCGCUGCUGGAGGUAUGGGGUUUGGUUUGGGUGGUAUAUUUGGUCUUUUCAUGUCCUCUCUGGAUAUGCAAAGUAUGGACCCCCAAAUCUAUGAAAAGAAAUUCCGUGAACAGCUACGUAUUCAAUUGAAAGAUAUGGGCUCCCGCUCUUACUCGUCAGCUAAAAGUUUUGGUGUCCUUGGUCUUAUAUUCGCUGGCUCUGAGUGCAGUAUCGAAGCUUUCCGUGCUAAAACUGACAUCUACAACCCAACCAUCGCCGGUUUUUUUACCGGUAGCAUUUUAGCUAGACGAUCAGGACCAAAGGCCAUGGUAUUAGGUGGUGCUGGUUUCAGUGUCUUUUCCUAUGCUAUCGAAAAAUGGAUGAUGAAUUGGUACGACUAAUACUUAUUACAUGCCGCAAAGAUAUACACCCACAUUCUUUGUUUCAAACCUAAUUCUAUCGUUUCCCUAUACUAUUACCUUUUUCGUUGCACUUUUGGUUAUUCAUGUUUUGUCUCCCAUUCUUCUUUAAUACCGCUUACUUUUCUAGUUAACACUGCAUACCUAUUACGGAUUUUCGCAAAGAAAUAAUACAGUGACUGCGCUGCUCAUUUCAAGUUCAUUAAAAUAUAAUCUAAGCGUUCCAUAAUUAAUCAUAGUAUGAAUAAAUAAUCAUCUUAAGAAAGCAUGUUUUAUACCCAAAAAUUCUGUUGAUCAUUUCGAUUUCUUU
Messenger RNA from Schizosaccharomyces cryophilus OY26, 1185 nucleotides. RefSeq names its product TIM22 inner membrane protein import complex subunit Tim22. Gene Ontology annotation, cellular component: TIM22 mitochondrial import inner membrane insertion complex. The coding region runs from base 339 to 857 and encodes 172 amino acids. Gene Ontology annotation, biological process: protein insertion into mitochondrial inner membrane. NCBI's taxonomy places the organism in Eukaryota, Fungi, Ascomycota, Schizosaccharomycetes, Schizosaccharomycetales, Schizosaccharomycetaceae. Gene Ontology annotation, molecular function: transmembrane protein transporter activity. The record is from RefSeq and is a predicted model, not a curated record. The transcript has a single exon.